Capronia epimyces CBS 606.96 is the source of this 3738-nucleotide messenger RNA. RefSeq lists its product as uncharacterized. Gene Ontology annotation, molecular function: protein binding; structural constituent of nuclear pore. Bases 1 to 3738 code for a protein of 1245 amino acids. NCBI's taxonomy places the organism in Eukaryota, Fungi, Ascomycota, Eurotiomycetes, Chaetothyriales, Herpotrichiellaceae. Gene Ontology annotation, cellular component: nuclear pore. The transcript has a single exon. The record is from RefSeq and is a predicted model, not a curated record.
AUGCUUAACCUCUACACCGAAACGGCCUUCAAGGUGAGGCCUGCCACCACCGCCUCUGUCGCAGACUUCCAAAUCCCCAGGUCCGACGGCUCAUACAAUCGGUCCAAAUACUCCUCCAACGCUGCGACCAGUAGCAGCGCCUUUACCAGAAACGAAGAAACCUUCGCUGCAAACGUCCUUGCCUCGCAGAGCUCCAUCUACUUCCGACAGUGCAAGUCCUAUCCGAGAACAUUCUACUGGAGCGUGGUGGGCAAUGGCAAGGUUCUGCAGGUUCAGUGCGCGGAUUACGCAAGGAGUGAGCUGGAUGUGAAAGAAGCAUACUUUACACUUCGUUUCGAGUUCCAGGACAAGAUCCUGCCUCGGGGCGUGUGCUUCGCCGACCUGGAGACCGGCCACGAACUCCACGCCUUUGUCUGCACCGAGAAGAACGGGAUCUUCGAUCUGCAACUGCCAGCAGCGGCUUUCCGCGACCCCGAAGUACUGCGAACCGAGACUACCAGCCGAUGGUGCAAACCCGUUGACGAUUCAUCGCUGAACAUUGAGACCGUUCAUCAAUUUUGGGCCAGUAGCCCGUUGGAAGUCUUCAUAUCAUUUGCAAGUGGCAAGCUACAGAAAUUGACGAGGCGCUCGGUCAAUGGAGCUUGGAAACAGGACAACUAUGACGACAGAUCUUGGGCAGCCUCUUUGCGUGGCAUCGUCAGUCGACGUGGUUUCCUUGCAAUCGAGCAUGGUUCCAGUCAGUUCGAUCCGAGAACGGUACAGGCCAUGGUCACAUCUCCCGACGGCAAAUUCCUAUUCACAGUCUGCUUGAACCACACUCUCAGAGUAUGGAAUCUCCUCACUGGAAUUGUUGUGGCGACAAAGGAUCUUCUUGACGUCGAGAGAGAUCCAAAUGAUAGAACGCACUUGAACCCUGCCGAGGAAGCGCAUAUCCAAGUUUUCAAGCUUCCAUUCGACAGGUACCCUUCACUCAUUACGUAUACACCUCACGAUGGGGGCCACUUCAAAGUCUGGAACGUCAAGGGUGGAUCAACAGAUUCCGUCACGGUUGAGGACAAGUAUCCGGGCUUGAGACUGAGCUCACCAGACCCGGACCCGUCGGGGAACACGGUUUGGUCCAUGGUGGGAUUCAAGCUGGAUCCUGGGAGUGACUCCAAGCCUGCAGGACUGUGGGUGUUGUGGAGAAAUCACAACUACCAUCAACUGUACAAUUGUCGGUUGGAAUUCGGCGAUCUGAAAUCCUCGUGGGCCUCGAACUGGGUCAAAUGUAAUCCAAGAGCAGCAGCGAAGAUUAUUGCACCGGAAUAUGUCAAGGCUGACAGCGAGGAUCCCGCCUCCAAAUGGCUGGAGUUCUUCUUCUACCCCGGCCGCUAUACCGACGCCACCCUGGAGACGGCAUUGUCCAUCUUCGCAGAAGCCACCGCCGUGAAAUUGCCAUCUUCGCAAAAGGGGGCUCCUUUGCGACAACGGCUGAGCGCAGUCGUGGCUGCCGGCGUGUCACUACGCAAAUACGAGGAGUCUGAUUUCGACUAUGACCGAUUCUGUACCGACACUGAUUUCCAUUGGCGCAAUCUAUAUAGGAUUGCGGAAAAUGUGAAUGAAAGUCGCAAUGCGCCUUUGGCCUUGGCCUACGACGCAUUCAGCGAGAUGGUCUGGAUUACAAUGGCCGACAAAUGCUGCGCGGUUAGAGAAUGCAGCAAAAUCGAACUCCUGCAGCAGAACAGACAGGAGGACAUCCCGGACGUUGAAAGCAUUGCGGCUCGGACAUGGGCACACCGGAAAGUCAGCAGCGAAGACGGUGAAACGUUCAGUGACAUUGCUGCUCUGAUGACCGCCGCUAAAACAUUCCGAGACUUCUUCAGCGCCGAACUUUCGAGCGAUCUGAGCGUCGCCAUCGAAGAAGAAUUGUCUCUUGAUGCUGAAUAUGUCACCCCGAAUAGGAUCACUGGCAUCUGCAACAGCAUUGGCUUGGUCGAUGCCAUCACCAACGAAAUCUUCGAGCAGCUGGAAAGAGAUCUUGCUCCAAUUGGAGGGCUCUUGUCCCUGAACAAUGAGUUGUUUCUGAGCGUCCUGGAGUUGCUGGUCAAUGCCAGGACCAAGAGGCCAAAAAGUUCGAUGCGGAAUACACUUUUUGGGAAUCUUUUAUUGUCAGCCGGGGUGUUGGAUACCACCACCUCUCAGCGAGAUUUGCUCCUGGAUCUGCUCGCUUUGGCCCUCUUUGCCGAAGGCGAGCUUAGUCAGGAGGAAGUGAAGCCGACAGGGUUCAAUGCCUCGGAACUGUUCCAUCACAUUACUCCUCUGCUGAAACUCUGCGAACGAAACCUCUGGCUGGCGUCCCACUCGCGACUCGUCCCCCUGGAGAUUAUGGGCGCGGACGGACGUCCAAAUGCGGCUCGUCGGCCGUCCUCCGCGGCAGAAAACAAGAGGCGGGUCUCAAUCUUCGAAGACACAUUGAGCAAGGCAGUCCGGCCACAACCGGCCGUAGAGCGGCCAUUGAUGUACGUGAUCACCGACCAGUUGUCAGAGAUCGAUGACUGGGCAUCUGGAAAGGAUACGAUUGCCGUCGAAGAGGGCGCCGUCUUCCUCCAAUGCGAUCUCCUCGCACAGCGCGAACUUGAACUGGCCACGGACUUUUUGCGCUUCCAGCCAUCGACGUCUUGGUCAAGUUAUGUCAAAGGACGGCUUGCCUUGGCCAACGGCAAGUAUACCAUGGCAAGCAACUAUUUCCGGAAGGCCUCGUAUGGCCUCGCAUGUGGCAAAGCAGUUGGCAACCUCGUCGCUCUUUCGGCGGGCUUGUUGUCAAUAAUCGAUGCGGAAUGUUUCAACAAUGGCCUCCCUUCAUAUUUGCAUCAUAUCACUGCUCUGUUCGAAUCCGCCGAUGCGUAUAGUGAGGCUGCCUACUUUGCACACUUGACCAUGGAAGCCCUGCAACCCGGUCAGAAGGAACCAUCGCCCGGUUUCCACGCAGAGGUGUUGUCUAGACUGUUCAGCGCAGAACUCAAACUCUCCAGAUUCGACCGCGCCUACGCCGCCCUGGUCCAACUGCCUGACGCAGCACUGCAGCGAUCUUCGGUGAUCACACUCACCAACGCACUCUUAGAUUCACAGCGCUCGAUACUAGGCGCCCGCGGUGCAGUGGAGACGUUGAUGUCCUUCCCCUGGACCAUCUAUCCCCAGCUUGCCCGUCACCUGGACCAGCAUCUGGUCUCACUAGCAAAGAAGAACAGUUCCAGUGGCGCCAGAUCCUCACCCUGGUCGGGUGGCGAUGCCGGGUUCGAUUACCUGAGUAUCAUGUACGCGAUACGCCUGGCGCAGAAGGACUAUCGCGGCGCGGUUUCUGUUUUGUACGAUCGACUAAAACUGACCCGACGACUUGCAAGGGCUCGACACGAUCCUCAGGCCACGGCGUUGCGGCACGCACUUUUGGCACUGAUCAAUGUCAUGGCUUGUGUCCCCCCGGAAGAGGCUUACGUCCUGGCGGAUGCAGACGACAAGAAUGGAUCAAAUCAAGUAGGCCAAAACGGUACCGACACUUCAGGCAAGAGACGCCGCAUCAUCAUUACUUUGGAGGACUUGCGCAAGGAAUACCAACAGACCCUCGACAAAUGCAGCCGAAUCGAGCGUGGGGACUUUGACUUUGAGGUCGACGGGGAAAGCGACGACGACGGAGAGCAGCUGGCGAACCAGUCGCGACUGAACCUGUCUUCUUCCCAUGCCGGCGACGCCAUGGAGUUUUGA